Diospyros lotus (date-plum) is the source of this 2458-nucleotide messenger RNA. RefSeq names its product DNA-directed RNA polymerase II subunit RPB2-like. The transcript has 6 exons. Gene Ontology annotation, cellular component: RNA polymerase II, core complex. The record is from RefSeq and is a predicted model, not a curated record. Gene Ontology annotation, biological process: DNA-templated transcription. NCBI's taxonomy places the organism in Eukaryota, Viridiplantae, Streptophyta, Magnoliopsida, Ericales, Ebenaceae. The coding region runs from base 553 to 1149 and encodes 198 amino acids. Gene Ontology annotation, molecular function: DNA-directed RNA polymerase activity; DNA binding; ribonucleoside binding.
UUCUACAAACUCACACUUCUCCUUCUUGCUUGGCUUGUGAUAAAUUUUAGGUUCCCAUUAUGCUUCGGUCCUGGUACUCUCUGUUGAACGGGAAUUCAGAGGAGUUGGGAGAGCUCACAGAGUGUCCUUAUGAUCAAGGUGGGCACUUCAUCGUCAGUAGGAGUGAAAAAGGUUUUAGUUGCCCAAGUGAAGAUGAGCCCCAGUCAAGUCUGUGUGUUUAAGAAGCAGUAGGCAGUAGGAGGCCAACAAAUUCACUUCUUGUGCGGCUGAGAUCCGGUCUGGGGCAGAAUCCCACAAUAGGCCAGCAAGUGUUGAGUGGCUUAACGUAUGCAUCAACUCUAUCUCACUUGCGUCGAUUAAAUUCUCCCACAGCACCUGAAGGGAAAUCAGCAAAACUGGGGCACUUAAGACGGUUGGCAGUGGGGAAUGAUAUGACCUGCAGAAACACCUGGAGGACAAGUGAGUGUCAUUCUAAUAUGCAUAAAUAACUGUGGUGUAUGCAUUAAAAUCUUUGUCAGUGGCUGCUGGAUUGGCGUACGUUGGGAUGCUGAUAUGUUGUUGAAGGCUCUGAAACAAUGGAGCAGAAGGGGAACAGGAUCAUCAGGAGAAGAUGUAAUUUUUGGAAAGACAACUCCGAUUGCUCAGGACAAUCCCCAAUGUUCAGCUGCAUGUUGCACUAGGCGUGACUGUAUCACAAGUGUAGGCCGAAGUGAGACUGGGAUUGUUGAUCAGGUUUUAAUUAAAACUAAUGCAGAGGGCUAUAGAUUUGGGAAAGUAAAGGUGAGAUCAGUCCAGAUUCCUCAAAUUGGAGACGAGUUUAGCAGUCAGCGUGGUCAAAAGGGUAUAGUCGGCAUAGCUUACACUCAGGGAGACACGCCUUGGACUGUGGAGGGGAUUACACCGGAUGUUAUUGUGAACCCCCAUGUCAUUCCUUCAAGAAUGACAGUUGGGCAAUUUAUUGAGUGUAUUAUGGGCAGGGUUUCAGCUUCCACGGGAAAGGAAGGGGAUGCUACUCCAUUGGUUUCAGCUUCCUUGGGAAAGGAAGGGGAUGCUACUCCAUUUACAAAAUGUUACACUAAGUUUUUCCAACACCUCUCCAGAAUCUUUGGUUCUUUCCAUGCUGAGAUUGAGACCAUUGUGGGGGAAUAGGAUCCCUUUAGCUGCCCCAUGUAGUUCAGAAAGGGCCUAGUUGGGUCAAAUCUGGAUGGUAGAUUGGCAUAAUACAGGUGUUGUUGCUGGAUGCAUUAAUCUGGAAGACCUUUUUGUUUCUUCUGACUGCCUAUCAACUGUGACAACCUUAAACUACAAAAUAUUGUUACUCAAGACAGUUACACAACGUUUGCAGUCUACCAGUCUGGGUUUUGGUUCUAGUUUUCUCCAAGGAAUGAUAUGUUGCCCGCGUCGGGCAAGUUGCCCGACGCAGGGCCCACCUCCCCUCUCUCUCUCAAUUUGUCCGCAUUAGGCAAAUGUUAUGUUGCCUGACAUGCAGGCAACAUAACAAAAUCGAGUUUUCUCCUACUUAUACUUUAGUCAAUUGCGUCAACCUGAAACUGUUUGCUUUGGUUUCCUGUGAUCUUUGGAAGUUAAAAAGUUUUCCCAAUUCCAUGUACCUACUAUUGCAGGUGGGGAAUAUCAGCAAAGUUCUUCAUAAUGAGACCACAAGGAAAGGUUGUUUGAGCAAAGUGACACGUAUAGAGAGUUCUUGUAUACGAACGUUGUGGCUUGAUAGCUAUCUCACUGUCACUGCAGAGGUUACAAGAACAAAACUGGCAUUGUGCAGCUGCUCUUCCAGGAGCUAAUGUCUGGCUAUAGCUCCAAGAAUGUUGACAGAGCCUACUGGUAAACCAUCCUCUAUCCUAAGACCUAAGACCAGAAGAAGGUAGGAAUUCUACCUUGGACCUGGGAAACCAAACCUCUAGCGUUGUACUUAAAACUAGAGCUGUAUCAUCAUGUUGUUGUACUUCCUUGUACAGACGGGGGAAUUAGCAGAAACAUGUUGUAUCUACUGGGAGCCUCACCGAGCAGUUCCUGAGGGGAUUUAUGGGUCAUAUGCCUUCAUUUAUUGGUUCUGAAGGAUUCAAGGAUUGUCUUCGAGAGCCACUAAUUCUUGGUUUUCUAAUGGGGGGGUAUAAAUAAUUUGGCUUGAUAAGAACAGAAGGGUAUAGCUUAUUAAAUUUUGUUUUCUUUUCUUCUAGCAUGUAACUGUAAAUUAAGUACAUAAUGCUUCAUGUUGGAAAUGUUGCAGUAUUUAGAAUGAUUCAUGUUUUUAUUUGAAUUGCUUUUAAAAUUAAUGAUUCGAUUUCAUUAUCUUUUGUCUUGAAAUGGCAUGAUUUAAUGUUUAUCCUUUUUAUAGUCAGAAAAUAAUGAUUUUAAACAAUACAGAUAAAUUUAUAAAAAAAUAUGAUCAUAAACAGAGAUAAAAGAUAAUUAAUGAGAAAAUCUAUUUUAUGAACUCCUA